Molecule: messenger RNA, 853 nt
Organism: Cydia fagiglandana
Lineage: Eukaryota; Metazoa; Arthropoda; Insecta; Lepidoptera; Tortricidae
Exons: 2
Coding region: 1-522 (173 amino acids)
Source: RefSeq, a predicted model, not a curated record
AUGGUAAAUGAUUGGGUAUAUGUCAACAUCAUUUGGGAGGAGAGACUGGCGCAUCCGAUUGCUGGUCACCUAACUAUAGAGGCAAUACGUCCGGUCCUAAAACAAUGGCUUGACCGGGACCAUGGCCCUAUAACAUUCCGAGUGACGCAGGUCCUCUCAGGACACGGAUGUUUCGGACGAUAUCUGUGCAACAGAUUGGGCCGAGAACCGACGCCGAUAUGCCACGAGUGCGGUGCUGCCGAAGACACGGCACAACAUACGCUGGCUGUAUGCCCAGCUUGGACAGAACAGCGGGCCACACUCGUGGCUGUAGUAGGGCGCGACCUCUCCCUGCCUGCCGUGGUGAAAACUAUGGCAGACAGCGAGAGAUCAUGGAAAGCGGUGGUCUCUUUCUGCGAAGAUGUAAUAUCUAGGAAAGAGACCGCGGAAAGAGAAAGGGAAGAAGAUCCAGCCUCCCAACCGAUGCGCCGCAAGCGCGUAGGACGGAGGCGUUUGGCGUACGACCGUCGACUUCCCCCUUAAGGGUACCCGUGGGCGGCAGGCUCGGGGACGCCUGUCGCCUACACGAGGGUCCCUGGGAUGGCCAGUACGCCGACUGAAUGGCGCACUUUUAAAGUGACAGAGGAAUACUUCCUCCAAAGUCGAGUCCAAAGAUCGGACAGCCGCUGGCGGGGUUUCGGAAGCAUGGUCUCGGUCGUUUCCCGUGCCCCGCCUUAUAGCCUUGAGGCGGCAAACAGAGGGGUUUUAGUGGGUAAACCUGGGGUCUCAUUAGCCCACAACAGGGAGUCCCACAUAACCAUCCCGGCCCGUCCCCGCGCCGGGUGGUAUGCGUAACGCAUUUCCCCUCUUAAAA